Messenger RNA from Heterobasidion irregulare TC 32-1, 1032 nucleotides. RefSeq lists its product as uncharacterized. Gene Ontology annotation, biological process: negative regulation of MAPK cascade; protein dephosphorylation. The coding region runs from base 60 to 578 and encodes 172 amino acids. Gene Ontology annotation, cellular component: cytoplasm. Gene Ontology annotation, molecular function: protein tyrosine/threonine phosphatase activity; MAP kinase tyrosine/serine/threonine phosphatase activity. The record is from RefSeq and is a predicted model, not a curated record. The transcript has 5 exons. Lineage: Eukaryota; Fungi; Basidiomycota; Agaricomycetes; Russulales; Bondarzewiaceae.
CGAAGGCAGAGACCAAGCUCCCGACGCACCCAACUCAUCCGCCACUGCACAUAUCCAAAAUGGGCUGGAAGAACGUUAGCGCUGUUAUCGAAGGUCGCCUCUUCCUCGGAAACCUCGUCUCUGCUCAAUCGACGCGCUCGCUGACCGAGCGCCGGAUCACCCACAUCGUCUCCGUUUGCACCGACCCCAUCCCCGCCGAGCAUCCCCAGUCGGGCAUCCGUCACAUUCGGAUCCCCGUGCAAGACUUCGAUCACGAGGACCUGCUCAUAUGGAUGCCACACGCCUGCCGCUUCAUCGACGAGGCCCUCAGAGCCGGCGGCGUCGUCCUCGUCCACGGAGUCUACGGGCUCUCACGCAGCGCGACCAUAAUGGCUUCAUACUUAAUGUACUCGCGCCGAAUUAGCUCGACAGACGCCCUCGACACCGUUCGACGGGCCCGCGAGCAGAUCUGGCCCAAGGCGGGCUUCCUCGAGCAGUUGUCGAUGUUCGAGAUGUGCAGAUACGCGCCGUCGAUGAACGAAGGCAUCUACGUCCGUUGGCGCCAACACAUGGAUCGCCGGCUCCAGGGCGGCAGCUGAGCAUGCACCCUUCCCUGGUCGCGGCGUCGACCACAGUCCUCUAGCUGCUCCCCAAAAGCUCGAGAUCGAGCGACGCGCUUUCUUUCUUGCUAGGCUCCUUGCUCUCCCAUCUUGUCUCUUGCAUACGCGCUUUCUUAGACUCUCCUCGCUUCCCUCCUCUGCUCCUCUUGCAUAGUCGUAGCGUUCUGUAAUAUCCCCUCUCGAGUCCCAUUGUUGGACAUACAUAGAUCACACGCCGCAGUGUAAGUUGUAGAUAUAUUUAUCGCUUGUAUGUACCGCUAUGCCGUUCUUGCUCUACCCUGUACCGUGUCCGUUGUACAGUCUAGUCUUGCGUUAAUACUACGCCCUCCCUCGGUCGUCCUUGCACUACUACUGCACACUGUGUCUUUCAGCGCCGCUCGGGUCUCGGUUGCCUUGCUUGGACUAGCUCGACGGAACGACGGGGCUCUCCCGC